GCGGAGACGAUCGUCGUGCGUUUUUCUUGUUUGACGUACAAAAUCAAACAGAAUCGAAACAGAUCACAAAUUGGAAUUUGAGAGCAAACACGCAAGACCGUGCACAUUCUUGUUGGCACAUGAAAACGACAAAAAUUUGCAUAAGGCAAAGACAAGUCGCGGUGAUUAAGUUAACCCACUUUCUAAACGAAAUAACAAAGCAAGAAAAAAAAAAACACAACAACCACAAAAAUCGACAAAAAAAUAAAUAACGACACAAAUAUUUACGACCAAUAAUGUUAAGUAAAUAAUAAUGUGCAAGUGAUUCAUAAAGAAAUCUUGAUUUUGUUUUCCUCCUUUACGUCGGGCAUAUCGAAUUCUAACUAAAAGUGAACCGGCCAAUAACAACAACAAAAACAACGACAACAAAAGUGCAAAAGAAGAAAAAGUUGACUUGUUACGGUACGAAAACGCAUUGAAAACGAUACCAAUUCCAAGACCGAGACCGAGACGCGCUGCACGUCCCGUCGGUCGUCCGCGCUGGCAGUAAAAACCGCAACCAAAACUAACAACAACAAACUGCAGGGCGUCUCUGAAAGCGACACCAACAACAACAACAACAGUCAGAGGCCUUCCCUUUCUGUGGCUGAGCCUUUUGCCAAUCGACGUCUUAAAACGAGUUAACAACGUCAACGUAAACGCGCUCAAUACUUGAACUGCCAAAUCGUGCCCAGCAACAACAACAACAACAACAACAACAGCCAGACAAAGUUGGUCAGCUUAAAAGCCAAGUUAAAAGGUUCUCAGACCAUUUUCCUUCUUGUACGCCAUAAUUCAUAAUUUGUCUGUGGGGCGCGACGAAAGCAGCCAAAACAGCAAAAUUUUUAGCACCUUUUAAAAAACUCGCCGGUCGGUCACAGUUUCGCAUUUCACAAAACAUACCUACAUACAUACAUACAUCAUAUAUACACACGUAUACAUACAUACAAAAUAAUAAACAACACAAACAAACAUAAGCUCACAAUUUCUUUGGAUAAUUAUUACGCGCAUAUUUCGUGUUUGCUGACUUGGUGAAAAUCUUUUUCCACGAUAUUGUUUAACAGCGGAACGACGACGACUUUAAGGCGUGCUGCGAGGAAAGUUUAACGAGUUUCCAUUGAUUUUGUGUGCGCAGCGCUAAAUUGAAAGCCAGACAGCACGUGAGAAUAUGGCCUAAAAUUGUCAGCAGCAGCAAGAGCAACAGCAAUCACUAGAAAGCAGCUUAGCACCAUGUCAUCGUCCAUUUGUUCACAUUUCACGCAGAAUGCAUGGAAGAAGGAUCUAUGCUCGAAUUGUUUCAAGUCCAAGGACGAGCACAAGGCAGCAGCCACCGCACAAGGCUCAAAACUAGGUGGCAGCUCCGUCUACUCGCACAAGUCAGACACACACACAAAGACUGAUUAUCCGAACAAACACAAGAUGCCGGCCAAGAGCAUUAUCAAGAAAGCCUUCGGCGUGCGUCUCGGUACCAGCAGCAGCAGCAAGUCAAACUCUAGCAGCAGCUCGAGCAGCUCCAGCAAAUCGGGCAGGGUCUGCUUUCCCAAGCAGCUGCACGAGAUCAUUGGCUAUGGCGGCGAGUGGUCCGAUGGCGAUGAUGACGACGACGAUCAUGACUUCAUGAACCUGGGCAAUGAGCACGAUGAUAUGGCCAUCACCGAGACCGACGAUGAGGAGACGGUGGAGCUAAAACGCAUCACGCGCGCCAACACAGACUUCAACAUGAACAACGGCAACUUGCUGGGCAAUGCAGAGGACAAUAUAAAGAAGUCGUUCGCAGCCCUCAAGCUGGGGGCCCCACAAGUGGAUAAGGAGGGCAAGAAGCAGACACUGAAAAUCAAUGUGAUGCCUUUCGGGCAACCCAUAUCGACCAAGGCUCCAGCGCCAGCCAAGACAGGCAACCCAGAGAGCAAGAACAAGAUAACAAUUACAGCCUCAACCACGGCAACGACAACAACAACGUCGGUCAAGGCCAAGCAAGCCACCACCACUACGUCCAUAAAGAGCACAACUUCAACAACAGGGACAGGCACAACCACCAAGAAAGUAACUACAACAUUGACGCCCACACUCAGCAUGCCCAGCAGCAGCUGCUCAACGAAAUCCACGCCCUCACGCGAUGGCAAGGAUAGUCCGCCCAUAGAGCGCGCCAUGGAGAAGUCGCUGCUCGAUGAAAUAUCCGAGACGCUGGAGCAGAAGCAGAACGAGUCCAAGCAGCGUGCGGCCACAGCGGCAACAACAACAUCGACUUCUACAACAACGAGCAGCAGCAGCAGCAGCAACAGCAGUAAAAUAAAAUUUGAGCUUAGCUCGCUGAGCGAAUCGCUGGAAACGAAGCCAUUUCUCGACCUUAAGAAGCCCAUUGCGCGAAACGCGCCCAUAACCAAGGACCAUGCCAAGCCCAAAGUGAAUGUGUGCCACAAAUAUUGCGACACCGAUAGCAACUGCUCGGACACGGAGAACGGUGUCUCAGCCUACUACGAUGUGGUCGAGACGCAGCUCAGCUAUGAGAACUUGCCCGAUGGCAAGUACAGUAAUGUUGCCAAUGGGGUCCAGGGCGUGGUGUCACAAACAGAGCCGGACACGUCGCACUAUUCCAGCUCGCAGUACAUAACAGACAUGCUGCUUAGCUCCAAGACCAGAGCGGCCAGCUAUAACCUGCACGAGGGAAACUUUAUGACCAGCAAGAUAACCUCGGACGGUCUGAUUGUGACAAAGUGCAGCUCAGAUGAUGCCCUCGACUCGACGGGCAGCAGCUUCGAUGGCAGCUCGGACGAGGAGAAUGCCUACAACAUGAUACGCAGCGAAUCGGACUCGGGCAUAGGCAUUAGCAUAGGCAGUGAGUACAAGAAUCUGGCAACCAAUGGCGGCGGAGUAGGAGCUGCCAAUGAGAAACGCCUGCAGGUGGAGAAAAAGCUGAGCGCCAGCACAAACAAUUCCGACUAUGAGGACAUACAGAUUGGCGAUCAAACAGCUGGCAAGUCCGCAACAGCAGCAGCUUCACCUAAGUUUGCGCUGGAGAAGAGUCGCGAACUGCAUGGCGAGCCGGAUGGCAGCGCCGAUCCGGACAAUAGUCUGGAGCGAAAGGAUCAGCAACAAACUGCAACUGUGGAGGCAGCUACUCAACAGCUGCCCGCCUUGCCAAAAUCUCCGCCACCCAUGAAAAUCGAUGCACGACCCUCAUUCUUGCAUGGACUGAGCAAGCAAAGCACUACGCCCCUGCUCCUCAAGAAGCCGGAGCUGCCCGCCAAGCCGAUCGUGGCCAGCAGCAACAUGGCCAGCAACAACAAUACUCCGCUGAAAACAUUCAUGGCUAAGCGUCAGCCGACGAGUGCCGAACAGCAAUUCAUCAGCCAGCUGCAAACGGCUAUUUCCAAAUCGAGCGAGAAUCUGCUGGCGGCUCAUACAGCCACUUCUGAGUCAGCCAAAGACGAUGCCAAGCUAAAGAAGGGCAAGGCGCCGAAUCCACCGCCAGAGACCAAAUUAAGCGCGCCGCCUACACCAGAGCGCGACUACAGCUUAGUAGUUGAGUUUGAGCAAGCAUGCGAGAAACAGCAGCAGCAGCAGCAGCAGACGACAACAGUACCAGCAACAGCAGCAACAUCAGUGCCAGCAGCAAGUGAGGCAGCUGGGGAAGCCAAGCAGGCAACAUCCGUAGCCUCCAGCAGGGAGAAAGAGGCGACUGUUACUGCCACUUCGACAGCAACAGCAGCAACAUUUACGGCCACUGCAACAACUACUUCCUGUAUGAGCAAUCACUACACACGCAAGCCGCCCGCAGGCAACAGCAGCAGCGGCUUCAGCAGCAGCAGCAGCAACAGCAACAACAGCAGUAGCAUUAGUGGCAAUGCCACCUCUCCCGUCAUACGCGAAAAGGACAAACGCGAGAGGGCCGUCAUCAAUCCCAAGUUUCGCAGCCUCAACACUUUUGUCAUGCAACGCGCCAAUGCCGCCAAGCAACUUCAGAUGCAAUCGGCCAGCUCGGUGGUGAAUCUCAAGCAGCCAUUGACGCCGGAGCCCACGCCACGCAAUCAGCGCAACCUAUCCAUGUCCGAGGAGUGCCUGGCAGCUGCUGGCCUCGUCGAUGGUGCCAAGAAGUCGCCCGUCACUGCCUCGCCGCCGCAGAAACAAAAAUCCAAAUUCUCCAUCAAGAAAUUCCUGCGCAUGGGCAGUAACAGUGGCAGCAACAAAGCCACCGACCAGCUCCACAAAAAGGACACGGUCUACACAGAGAUCUGUACGGGUGAUGAUGUCGGUGUGACGGGCAAGCCGCGUCUGGUAAUCAUACAUCCCAUUGACAUUAAUCCCACGGCCGUCGAAGUGGUCAAGGACAUAACGAAGACAAGCGAUCCGGUGGCGAGUCAAACGGUGGCUGUACUCACGGCCAAGCCGCCAGCACCGCCUUUGCGUGCCGGCGAGGGUCAAAGGGCGCAUGAGGCCAACAAGCCGGCACGUCCACCGCCGCCCAAAAGCGCAGAGCUGCGACGCAAGCAGAAACACGAGCUGACCGCCACACUAAGUGCCAGCAGUGUGGAGUCCACGGGUCCCAUCCUAGGCACCGGCUCUCUCAAAUGCAAGACAGACAAUGUGUAUGCCAAUCUGGGCGAAAUACGCUCGGCAAUAGCGCCUCGCAAGCCGGAGCGCACGGCCAGCAUGCGGGAGCGGGAGGCACAGCUGGAAUUGGUGCGCAAGCGCGGCAUACUGACCGAUACUAUCUCCAUUUGCUCGUCAAACGGUGACAAUGUAACGGCUGAGCAGCAACAACAACAACAAUUGAAGGCAGCUAAAUCGAACAACAACAACAGCAAUACUUUGAGUCCAAAGCUGGACAACAAACCAGCCAUGGCUAUAACCAACAGUCGCACCAGCACCUUCGAUCGCCAGCAAAAGAAGACUGAGCCCAAAAUGUCCAUAUCCAGCAAGCUGGAGAUCUUCGAGCAACGCGCUCAGAGCAACAACAACAACAUCAAUAGCAACAGCAACAUCAGCAACAACAACAACGUCACAGAUGCCACAGAUGGAGCUCAGCGGAGCAGUCUGAAGGACUCGGUGCGCAAGAUAAGCAGCACCAUCGAUAGCUACCUGAAGGACAAACGCGACUAUGAGAACAUGUACGAGUUUGUGAAGACCUCCUCGACGCCGCCACCGCCGCCGGUGCGUACCAACAUCGAUCUGGCCGCCAUGGCCGGCCAGCGACUGACGCAAGUGGCGGCCCGCCGCAAUAACAUCUACUCGGACACGGCCUCCAUUGCCAGUUACACGCGCAGCGAAUACGGACCGGUGCGCAGCUAUGGGUUGCACAACAGUUUGGCCAACAUUCCACGCGUCAUCUCGGCCUCGUAUGCGGGCAGCGAGGUGGGCGAGUUCGACAUCUAUGCGCCGUAUAGUUACUACGGCAGCGAAGCCGGCGGAGAUGUGGCCACGGACAUCAACGAUAGCGUCUGGGGCAUGCCAACGGCCAACAAGAAUCGCAGCAAGGCCACGAAUCGUUUGCGCAUGCGCAAGGGACGCAGUGUCGUGCACAAAACCAUCGAAGACAACUAUACGGCCGUGGUGGUGGCCAAUCAUGAGGCGCUUGCGCAAGUGCUCGAUCAGCUACAACAAACGCCUGUCGUGCCGGCAGCGCUGCGUCCUCUGGCCAAUGCCAUUAACUUACGCUACGAGGACUUUACCAUCUUGGAGGGGGCACAGGCUUUUGUGGUGGGCAAGAAGGCCUUCCAUGCGGCACUGUGGACCACAGCGCCCGUGACGCUGGCACUCUCCGCCGAUUGCAAUCAGCUGGCUGGCGUGGGUGGAGAGCUGAGCCAAUUGACGGGCGGAGUUUCGGAUGUGUUGAACCCCAUUACGGAGUUCUGCGAUCUGGUGCCCAGCUACCAACUGCCAUUGAUGCCCUCGACGGAGGUUACUUUGCUGCAGGCCACCAUUUCGGUGCUGCCACGCCUGCAGCUGGAGACGCUGCAAUCGAUUGGCGGCAUUCUGAAGGGCAAGUCGCAAGUGCUCGAUAAGAGCAACUUCAAUUUCCGCGGCUCCAUACCCAAUCUGAGCGGUCUGAAGGACUCAGUCGGCGGCAACGCCCUGCGCAAUGUCGUCUCUGUGCAGAAUCUGAGCACCUUGAACGAGGAGGCGCAGUCGUUGAAUGGCGCUAGCUUGGCUGCUGGCGAGGACAAUGCAUCGAAUGCCAUGCCCGCCUUCGACGAUGUCAUGACGCGCGAGGUGGCCUUCAUAAUGCUGCAGCUGGUCAAUGGCAUGAAGAACCUGCAGGCCAAGGCCAUUGAGGAGACACCACUCAGUCUGUCCAAUGUGGUGCUCUCCAAGGAUAUGGAGAACAAGGAUGCACAGGCACGUCUCUGCGUGCUGCAAGGCAACCACAACGAUGAUGACGAGCCCAUGGGAACGCUUUGCAAAUGCGCCCACGCUGCGCUCACGGAAAUGCUGCCCACGACCAAGAUCACACCCAUUUUGGCCGACAUUCUGGAACAGGAGCGCGCCGAGUCGCUCUCCAAGGCCAAGUCCGUGCUGGAGUUCGUGCUCUGGGGUCCCUCGGAUGUGGCACUGACGGGCUCAACAAAGGAACGCGAACUGGCGCUCCAGCGUUGGCUAGAUCUGGAACGUGCCACAGUGUUGCAUGGCCUCGUACGCACGCGUGUCGAGCUGACCGUCUACGACGAAUGCCACUUGAUGUUCUUGGUUCGCUCCACGGCCAAAAUGAUGAACGACGCGGCCAAAAUUGUGUGCAGCUAUCAGCAGAAGCAGCAGUCGCUGACGGAGUAAGCUGCCGGAGUGUUGUGGGUCUAGUAAACAUAUUUAUUAUAUGGAAAUAUCUUAGUCCUCCUUACUACAAUUAGUUCUAUAUACAGAUUACUUAUAGUAGAAUGUGCCUGCCCCAAGGCACAAUACACAUAGAUACGCACAUAUACGCAGCAUUUUACAUACAUACACAUAUUAUCUUAUUGAUAUAUGCCCAAUACACAUAUAUACCAUAUGAACGAUAUGAUUAUGAUUAUGUUUAUCCCUAAAAUUGUACACUUUUUGCCUAUCGUGCCAAAUUUCUUCGAAUUCGCCGCAUUUGUAUUUGCGUUCAAAAUUUUGCGCGCGCCUCCCUAUCACUAUUUUCUAAACAAAAUCUGCAACAUCUUGCAAGCAAAGAUGUGAGCAAUUAUGCGAAUAUAUUAUAUAUAAACAUACUCGUCACUUUCACGGCCGAUAAAUGUAAGUUCGAAACUAUGAUUCGGUUUGUAAAGCAAAAACGUUGGUGUUUGAACAAAUAAUAUACAAAUAUUUAAAUAACACAGAUGUACACAUGCCUAAAUACCUAUUAUAAUCAAGCAUCUAAAUCGAAAACGAUCAAUAAAAUAUAUGCGAAAGUCCAAA
Messenger RNA from Scaptodrosophila lebanonensis, 7386 nucleotides. RefSeq names its product serine-rich adhesin for platelets. The transcript has 10 exons. Lineage: Eukaryota; Metazoa; Arthropoda; Insecta; Diptera; Drosophilidae. Bases 1249 to 6786 code for a protein of 1845 amino acids. The record is from RefSeq and is a predicted model, not a curated record.